Messenger RNA from Esox lucius (northern pike), 4238 nucleotides. Its product is annotated as zinc finger protein 883-like. The record is from RefSeq and is a predicted model, not a curated record. Lineage: Eukaryota; Metazoa; Chordata; Actinopteri; Esociformes; Esocidae. Gene Ontology annotation, biological process: regulation of transcription by RNA polymerase II. The transcript has 3 exons. Bases 153 to 2153 code for a protein of 666 amino acids. Gene Ontology annotation, molecular function: RNA polymerase II cis-regulatory region sequence-specific DNA binding; DNA-binding transcription factor activity, RNA polymerase II-specific.
GUUCCACUACCAUGUUAGCUGGUUAGCUAACGUCCAACCGAGAUUGAAGAAAACUUUUUUGAAAUAAAUCAAGUGGUAUAUUGGUCCAUUUAAUUCAUUAUGUAUAAUGUCAGUUAGCAGGUUAAGAUGGCCUAGCACUAAAUUAAUCGCUAAUGCUCACUAGCAAGCUAACAUCCCUGACUAUGAGCUCACUCCAUUACCGCGCUGUUACUGAAAAAAAGGCCUGGACGGAGGAAGAAGCCUUGGUGAAAGAGAAGGAACAGAGGAUUGUCGCUGUUAAAGAAGAAUUAGAUAGUGAUGCUUUAAGAGUGAAAGAAGACUUCUCAGUGAUAGAAAAUGUGGAGACUUCCAGGGUAAUAAAGGGAGAGGGUGUUCCUGUGAAAGAAGAGGAUGCCGUCUUUGCGGUGAAAGCAGAGGAUGAGGAGAUUAAUGUCACUUUGAAGGGAGAAGAGGAACAGACUGGAGAUCCGAUUAACCACGUGAAAAAGGAGGAGGACAUUAAUGUCCCAGUUAGAGAAGAGGAAGGAGAGAUUACUGUCACAUUGGAAGACGAUGACCAGGAGGACAUUGAACAAAUCUCAAAGCCAGGCUCAGACAAUGGUCCCAGUUCCACAGCACCAACAAACUGCAAACAAGGCAGACAGAAGCCUUGCUGUCGUGAAAACGUUACUUGUCCAACUCACCUUGAAUCAAACAAACUGACGCUCAAACAAAAGAAGCUAUUCCUCUGCUCCCAAUGUGGGAAGAGGUUUCUUCGAGCAGGAGAACUGAAAAGUCAUCAGAGAAUACAUACAGGGGAAAAGCCUUACAAAUGCACCCAGUGUGAAAAGAGCUUUAGUCAUUCAGGAACUCUUAGAGAACACCAAAGAGUACAUACAGGGGAGAAGCCUUACAAAUGUACCCAAUGUGAAAAAAGCUUUAGUCAUUCAGGAAGUCUUAGAGAACACGAAAGAGUGCAUUCAGGGGAGAAGCCUUACAAAUGUACCCAGUGUGAAAAGUGCUUUAGUCAUUCAGGAAGUCUUAGAGAACAUGAAAGAGUGCAUACAGGGGAGAAGCCUCACUACUGCACACAAUGUGGGAAGAGUUUCAGUCGGGCAGGAAUUCUUAGGAUUCAUGAAAAAACUCACACAGGAGAGAAACCUUUCCACUGCUCUGUAUGUAAGAAAAGUUUCCCAAGAGAAAUAGCUCUAAAGGUUCAUGAAAGAGUUCAUACUGGAGAGAAACCCUUCUCCUGUUUGACAUGUGGCAAAUGUUUCAGUGAAAAAUUAAGCCUUAAUAGACAUGAGAGAGUACAUAGUGGGGAGAAGCCUUAUCUCUGCACACAGUGUGGAAAGUGCUUGAGUAAUUACAAAACACUUAAGGAACAUCAGAGGAUACAUACAGGGGAGAAACCUUACCACUGUUCUCAGUGUGGAAAGAAUUUCCGUUUUGCAGGAGACCUAAAGAAACAUCAGAGAUCACAUAGCAAGGAAAAGCCUUAUCACUGCUCUGUAUGUCAGAAAAGUUUCUCUCAGCAACGAAACUUAAAGACACAUCAGCGGAUUCACAUUGGACGGAAACCUGUCUGUAAUCUUAAUGUAAUUGUUAAAGAGGAAGAGGGUGAGAGGGAAAUCAAUGAGGGAGAGAGGAAAGGUCAGAAAGAGGGCAAUAAUACUGUAGUUGACCCAUGUACAUCAACAAUAACUGGUCGUAGGAGUUACCCCUGCCCUCAAUGUGGAAAGAGUUACAGUUCAUCUAGUAAUUUGAAGACUCACCAAAUAGCACACACUGGAGAAAAACCUUUCCACUGCUCUCAAUGUGGGAACAGUUUUAGGAAAAAAGUAACCCUUCAGAGACAUGAGAAAGUACAUGAAAAAGAUACAAAUAAAGAAAAAUCUUUCCACUGCUCCAUAUGUGUGAGGAGUUUCAGUGAGAAGGCAUCCCUUAAGAGACAUGAGAAAACUCAUUGUAAAGAAAAGCCUUACCACUGCUCCCAAUGCGGAAUUCAUUUUAAUGUGGCAGAUGCCCUACAGAAACAUGAGAAAAUACACUGCACAGUAAAACCUACCUUUACUUUGAAUGUGAUUAUAAAGGAGGAGGGAGAAGAGAGAGAAAUUAAAGAAGAAAGCAAAGUGGAGGAAUAUGAAAUAGACGUGAAGGAAGAGGGAACAUAAUUUAUCUCCAUAUGAAUUCAAGGACCUUCUAUCCUUGCAUCCUCUCAUUUCUUCUCUGACAGAGUAGUGCCAUUGAGGGCUAUUUUUAUAUGAAAUUAGGUCCCGUUAAACUCAAAUAAAGAAAAUAUAACAUGGCACUUGAAAAGCAAGGGGUCAUUGUUGGGACAAAAGCAUAUAAACAUUAUGUGCUGAUUUAGUCCCUCUGGUGUAGGGCAUCUGCUAUGUGAAUGAAUUGAAAAUGUAUAUUAUUUUACUUCUUCUACUACUUUUGUAAUUGUAAUUCACUUCAAACAAUUUGUAGAUUUUUCUUUUCAAUUUGACAUUGUUAAUUUUUGUGUUGAUCAAUGACAAUAAUAAUUAAAUGUAUUUUGAUUUCAUGUAGGUAACACAAUCAAUUGUGUAAAUGUCCAUGAGGGGUGAAUACUUUUGAGAGACACUACAUUUAGUUUGAUGCAACCUUUAUGCAGGAAGCUUCAACAGAACAGUCACCAGCAAAAUUAAAUGAUCCCUCAAGCUUGCAUCCAAAAACAUAACUAGCUAAGUUACCAGCAAACUGUGUAAUAAUACAUGAUUAUUUCAAGCCAGAAGUUACUACAUCCAACUUUUACCAAGCCAAUUGACGUGGUUAGUGAGGAGUGGGUACCUAGCUAAAGAAAUUAACUUACCUUUAAGCCAUAAAUGUUGUAAAGUAACAUUAAAAGUUCCUCUCUAGAGUUAUUCCUCUGCCCAAACCAACUAGGGAGUUUUUCUAGAAUGGGGACCAUGUAAUUCCUUUGCAGGACAAAUACUUUAGUUCCUCCCAAAAUAAUGUGAUGGUUCAAGUGAUUCAAUUAGUAUGUGGAUUGUCAGCAUCUUCUAUAGGCAGCCAGUGGUCUAACCGGAUUGUGACCUUAGUCUAGUCUUGGUGAAAAAGUAUUUUUGUCUGGGUACAUAGCAAGGACAACAUCACCAAUGUCUCACACAUUAAACCCCAUGGGGACACACUGGUGAACUUAAGAAACCACUUAACCUGAACUUGAUUGGCAUGUGGUAAGCGUAACUGAGGGUUCGGCGGGCUGGUGGGCGGGAGCUAAUUCCAAGUGUGAUGUCAUUGGUUAGUUUUGAGAGCCUUUCUUAUUGUUAGAGUUAACCAAUUAAAAAUAAUCCUGGUAUUUGUUCUUAAAAGCCAAAGACUCAGCUAUUCCUCUGGAGCCUAAACUGCAGUCCAACCACACAUACAAAUAAAUGCAACUAGAUCACAUCUGUUUGACUGUAUGGAGGAAAUUAAAAGGGUAGUUUUGUUAUAUGCAGCGACUAUUUAAAGUCUACAGUUUGUUGUGUGCCUCAUAAAUGUAUUUAUUUUUUAUUUUCAUUGUGAAUUGUAUUGUUAUUGUAAAAAUAUAUACCUGAAAUAAUCUAUUUGGAAAAGUCUCCACCCCCAUGAGAUAAAAGUUUGUGGAUGUUGCCAGCCCCUGAGUUAAAAAGAGGUUUUCCCCCAUCGUGUUCUAAGACUUAGUGGCUGAUUGGAUUGGACCUCUAUCUAGUGAAUAGUUUAAUGACUACAUAUCAAAUCGCCUGUUUAGAUAAACAAUUGUUCAAAAAUAGUUGCAUCCAUGGUAUAAUUUAUGCUGCAGUACAGUUAUAAUUUUUUUAUUUGAUUCAACUUUCUUGUAUUUAAACAAGUACAAGUACAACGAAAUGCAUUUAGCAUCUAACCACAAGUGCAAAUAGGGAAGGGCAGAAUAUUUACUAAAUAUAUGUAUAUACGUAUAUAUAUAUGUAUAUGUAUAUAAGUGGAAUGUAUAGAUGGAAGAAAGCCACUCAGUGGAGUCAGUGGAGUUUCACAUCUGCAAAAAUAUGUAAAUAUGUGGACACGAUCCAGUAACAAAUUAGUGGAAAAAACGAAAGUGUCAGUAAGGUAUUGUGCCACCACCAGCCGCCAGAACAUCUUCAUAUCCAUUGAAUAUUUCUCUGAACGGCAUUACCCACUCCAGUCAACAGAUGGCGAUUUCAGAUUAUGUUUCUAGCGUGACGACCCUUUAACAACAACCACAACGGUUCAACUCAUUAGCGUCAUGCUGGCAACAUUAGAGAUUCCGUAGCAAC